This is a messenger RNA of Dreissena polymorpha, 3713 nucleotides long. RefSeq names its product general vesicular transport factor p115-like. NCBI's taxonomy places the organism in Eukaryota, Metazoa, Mollusca, Bivalvia, Myida, Dreissenidae. The record is from RefSeq and is a predicted model, not a curated record. The transcript is spliced from 22 exons. Gene Ontology annotation, biological process: transcytosis; endoplasmic reticulum to Golgi vesicle-mediated transport; intracellular protein transport. Bases 86 to 2923 code for a protein of 945 amino acids. Gene Ontology annotation, cellular component: cytoplasm; Golgi stack; ER to Golgi transport vesicle membrane.
UAGCAUCCCAGUUUGUAACGCAACAAAAAGCGUUUAGUGAUUUUCAAAACGCCACGUCGCUGCGCGUGCGUGACAGUUGUACAAAAUGGACUACUUCCGGAAAUAUCUGGCACCACAACAAGGAGGUGAACAACCGUCUGGUGCUGAUACGGUAGAAAGGUUAGUUGACAGAGCCUCAUCAUCAACCUUGCUCGAUGACAGACGGGAUGCAGUGCGUGCAAUCAAAGCAUUGUCACGGAAAUUCCGGCUGGAGGUUGGAACCUUGGCCAUGGACACCUUGCUUAAAGUGCUGGAGAUGGACAGCUCAGACUCUGAGAUCACUGGCUAUGCCUUGGAUGCACUGUGCAAUGUUAUGUCCAAUGAGCCUACGGAUGAGGAUGAAGAAAUUCCACAGCCUGGUGGAGAUGACCUAGGGGCUCAGUUCACAGAAAUCUUCAUCAAGAAGACUGACAAUGUUGGUCUGCUGCUUUCGCUACUGGAGGAGUACGACUUCCAUGUGCGCUGGCCAACAGUGAAGCUGCUGACCACUCUGCUUACAAACAAGGUGAAGGAGCUCCAGGAGUGCAUUCUGGUCUUCCCCAUGGGCGUCUCCAAACUGAUGGACCUUCUCUCAGACAGCAGGGAAAUCAUCAGAAAUGACGCCUUACUGCUCCUGAACCAGCUUACAAGAGGCCAUGCCAACAUACAGAAGAUUGUUGCCUUUGAGAAUGCCUUUGAGAGACUUCUUGAUAUCGUACAUGAAGAAGGGGCUUCUGAUGGAGGCAUAGUUGUUGAGGACUGCCUGUUGCUGUUGCUGAACCUUCUCAAGGGCAACUCAUCCAACCAGAACUUUUUCCGCGAGGGCAGCCACGUAAAGUACCUCACCCCGUUCUUUGAGCUCGAUCAGGACCCACAUAGGGCGCAGGUUGGCUGGUCCGCACAGAAGGUCACAAACAUGCAUCUCAUGUUACAGUUGGUGCGAGCCCUUGUCUCUCCCAGCAAUCCACAGCAGCUUACGACAAACUGUCAGAAGAACAUGCACACCUGUGGUCUUUUGCAACAGCUGUGUAAAAUAUUAAUGGCCAGUGGAGUACCAGCUGAUGUUCUUACAGAGACAAUCAAUACAGUGGCUGAGGUGAUACGUGGGAACUUUCAGAAUCAGGAAUACUUUGCCUCUGUCAUGGCUCCAUCAAAUCCUCCUAGGCCAGCCAUAGUUGUGCUGUUGAUGUCAAUGGUAAAUGAAAAGCAGCCGUUCACGUUGCGUUGUGCAGUGCUCUACUGUUUCCAGUCCUUCCUCUACAAGAACGAGGUCGGACAGUCACAGAUUGUGCAGACUUUGCUACCAACUUCAGCCGAUGCCACAACAAUAUCAGCAGGUCAGCUGUUGUGUGGGGGACUGUUCAGUGCAGACUCGUUGUCCAAUUGGUUUGCGGCGGUGGCCCUGCUCAACGCUAUCUCCAACAACCAGACCCAGAAGGAGCAGUUGCUGCGUACACAACUGGCAACCAGCCUUGGAAACCCUCCUGUGUCUCUCCUACAGCAGUGCUGUAACAUACUCACUCAGGGUGGUCGUGUCCAAACCAGGAUCGGUAUCCUGAUGUUGCUGGCAACGUGGAUGGCAGACUGCCACACUGCAGUGGCCCAUUUCCUCUACAAUACAGCCAAUGUGCCUUAUUUAAUAUCACAAGUAUCAUCUAGUGAUGGAGACGAGAGUGAGCUGUGUGUACAGGGCCUGUGUGCCUUCCUCCUUGGUAUCUGUGUUCUCUACAACGAUGACCAGAACCAGACAUUCACCACGGCAUCCAUAAGGCAGAUCAUUGAGAAGCGGAUAGGGCUGGAGGCUUUCACCAACAAGUUGUCCCACGUGACCAAGAGCGAGAACUACACUAGGGCCAUCAAGAAACCUCAUCUGAACUACAAACAACCAUCAGAAGUGUUCUUUGAUCAUGAGUUUUCAAGGCUGUUUAAAGACGUUGAACACGACAUUAUAAAGGCGCUGUCACCCACCAACAACAGUAAGGACAGUAAACAACAGCUAGCCAACUUGAAGGAGCAUGAAAGCAUAGUGGCCCAGUACAAAGACCUCAUUCAAGAACAGGAUGUCGGGCUACGUCAGCUGCAGGGUCAGCUGGAGUCCUUACAGUUGGAGCAUGGGCGUACACAGAGACAGUUGGACGAGUCUACACAGCAGAUACAGCAACUGAGAGACCAGAACGCCCUGCUGAAAGCUACCAAAGGUGCAAAAUCAUCCUCGUCUGAUCUGUGUAGAGAAGAAGAAGUGAAACAAUUAAAUGAGAAAUUACAACACCUUAGUUUGCAGCUGGUAGAAAAAGAUUCACAUAUAGAAAAAAUGAAAACGGACUUGUUGGUACUGGAGGCACGAGUGAAUGCACAAGAUCUUGCUGAUGAAGACAAGGAAAAUAACCCCAGUGAGACGGCAGUGUUACAACAAACUGUGAAUAGACUGAACACGGAAUUACAUGAACUAAGACUUCAUGUUAGCAAUAAAGACACUGAGAUUCACCGGGUCACAUCGGAGUGUAGUUCAUUACAAAGGCAGCUUAAAGAAUUGUCAUUAGCCAGUAACAAUUUAGCAGUAGAUACUGGCAAAGUACAGUCAUUAUCAGAUGAAGUGAAAAAAUUGACAGAUGAUAAAAACAGUCUACAAGAACGACUCAAAAAAGCAAAUGAAGAAAAUCUCAAUUUUGCAGAUAAAAUUCAUAAACUUGAGGAUGCGGUAUCCCGAGAGCAGACAGAAAAGUCGAAAGUUAAUGAUGAGUUGGACACCUUGAAGAAGGAACAGGAAGACCUGCUGGUAUUGUUGGCUGAUCAGGACACAAAGAUUGACACGUACAAGAAGAAACUGCGAGAGCUCGGGCAGGAGGUUGAAGAUGAUGAUGAUGACUUGAAUGACGAGGAUUUAGAAGAUGAAGAUGAGACGUAACAUCUCUCAUUGGAAAUGGACGUGUUUAAGUUAUGCUAUGUGCAAUUUUUGUUAAAAAGAUGAUAUGACGAAAAAAGCAAACCAUUCUUAGUUCAACCUGCAUGUAUAACCAAUUAUUUUCCUUCUAAAGGAGAUUCACAUGUUUCACCUUGUUCCAUGUAUUAUUUAUUUAUUGACACACGUUUCCCAAAAUCUUUAUGGAAUAUGUUAUUAAAUCUCUAUCAUUUAAUUCCAUUUCUUGGAGCUUACACUUUUUGUACUUUCAAGAGCGUUGAUAUGAGGAAAGUUAAAAGCUUUAACAUUAACACAGACCUUUACUCUGUGAGUACUGGUACAUAAUUUAAACCAUUAAUAGUAUCUUACAGUAUGAAGUUUAUAUAUUGUUUCAAGAUUACAAUGAUUCUUAUUGGGACCAUGUUUAAGUGAGCUAAUUAUUUAUUUGUUUGUUCCUUUCGGUCCAUCAUGUUCCAUAAACCCUGCCUCAGUUAUUACAACUUCAGAUUGUUCAGUUGGAAGGGCAAAUGGGCUGUAUAACACUGCUUAUGUAUCUUGUGUAUUGCUGUUAUUUGAACCAUGUUUUCUCAUAAGAGGAGUAAAUGUUAGUCAAGGUAUUGAAUUUUGCUCAUUUAAUUUUUGGUUUGUCCUAAAGUUGAUAUGAAACCAUAAAUACAAAUAGAAUAUUUAAAUGAUUAUAUUUAUAUUUGAGAUGGUGCAUGUAUAUAAGGGAUAGAUUGUAUGAUAAUUUUGUUUAUAUGCGAUGAUCCUUAAAAUAAAACUUUAUUUGUCUUGA